Messenger RNA from Tinamus guttatus (white-throated tinamou), 446 nucleotides. The record is from RefSeq and is a predicted model, not a curated record. NCBI's taxonomy places the organism in Eukaryota, Metazoa, Chordata, Aves, Tinamiformes, Tinamidae.
AUGUGCCGUUCUUUCCCGGCAGAUAACGUCACCCUGCAGAUCGAUGGCGUGCUCUAUCUGCGGGUCAUGGACCCUUACAAGGUGGAGGCAGAGCGACGGAAGCGGGCGACAGUGCUGGAGUCGGAGGGCACCCGGGAAUCUGCCAUCAACGUGGCCGAGGGGCAGAAGCAGGCCCAGAUCCUGCACGGCAGCCCCCCCGCCUCUCUCUCUGUGGCCGAGCAGUACGUGAGCGCCUUCUCCAAACUGGCCAAGGACUCCAACACGGUCCUGCUGCCAGCCAGCACCGGCGACGUCACCAACAUGGUUGCGCAGGCGCUGGGCAUCUACAGCACGCUGACCAAGCCGCAAGCCCUGAAGACCCAGGACGAGAAGCCUCCAGCCCCCAAGGACCCGCAGGUGCCCAGCACGGAGGUGCCGAAGGCGGAGCAGGGGAACUCCAGCUAGCA